Molecule: messenger RNA, 2328 nt
Organism: Cololabis saira (Pacific saury)
Lineage: Eukaryota; Metazoa; Chordata; Actinopteri; Beloniformes; Belonidae
Product: poly(rC)-binding protein 2-like
Exons: 13
Coding region: 205-1179 (324 amino acids)
Biological process (GO): regulation of gene expression; regulation of RNA metabolic process
Cellular component (GO): nucleoplasm; cytoplasm; nucleus
Molecular function (GO): mRNA binding; single-stranded DNA binding
Source: RefSeq, a predicted model, not a curated record
GCAGCAGAAGAAGAGUGGAGUCCGAGCGGCAGCAGCGUCUCUUCCCUCUUCCCCGGAUCCUCUCAAAACUCCCCCCGAACCUCUCCCCUCCACCCUCGUUACCCCACCCACCCCCUGAACACUCUUCAAGGGACGGUCCAGACUUUUACCCAGCAAAGCCAAACCUCACUUCGGUGACCGUUCAGUCUGGAGCUGGCAGCAGAAAUGGAUUCGAGUCUGGUUGAAGGAGGACUUAAUGUCACCUUAACCAUCAGGCUCCUCAUGCACGGGAAGGAGGUUGGGAGCAUCAUUGGAAAGAAAGGGGAGUCUGUGAAGAAGAUGAGAGAGGAGAGUGGUGCUCGAAUCAACAUCUCGGAGGGAAACUGUCCGGAGAGGAUCAUAACCCUUGCCGGACCAACAACCUCCAUUUUUAAAGCCUUUUCCAUGAUCAUUGAAAAACUGGAGGAGGACAUCAGCACGUCAAUGACUAACAGUACGGCCACCAGCAAACCGCCAGUCACCAUGCGCCUCGUCGUGCCUGCCAGCCAGUGUGGCUCUCUCAUAGGCAAGGGUGGCUGCAAGAUCAAAGAAAUCCGCGAGUCAGCAGGAGCUCAGGUACAAGUAGCAGGGGACAUGCUGCCCAACUCAACAGAGCGUGCCAUCACCGUUGCAGGGACCCCCCAGUCCAUUAUCGAGUGUGUCAAGCAGAUCUGCAUUGUCAUGCUUGAGUCUCCACCUAAAGGAGUGACCAUCCCUUACAGACCCAAACCCUCAGGCUCUCCCGUCAUCUUUGCAGGUGGUCAGGCCUACGCUGUCCAAGGGCAGCAUGCCAUUCCACAGCCUGAUGUAAGUGAAGGGCCCUCUCUCACCAAACUUCACCAGCUGGCCAUGCAGCAGAGCCCCUUUCCUAUUGCACACAGCAACCAGGGCUUCCAGGCUGGGAUGGAUGCCUCUGCACAAACUGGCUCUCAUGAGCUGACCAUUCCAAAUGAUCUCAUUGGUUGCAUCAUCGGUCGUCAGGGUGCAAAGAUCAAUGAGAUCCGUCAGAUGUCAGGGGCUCAGAUCAAAAUUGCCAACCCGGUGGAAGGCUCGACUGACAGACAGGUCACCAUCACUGGCUCCCACGCCAGCAUCAGCCUGGCUGAGUACCUGAUUAAUGCCCGGCUGUCUUCUGAAGCUACUGGACUCGCAGCCAACUGACAUGGAGCAUCUUCAUCAGCACCUAAUAUAACCCCCACCCCUACUUUUUACCGAGAGGUCCCUUAAUGCAAAAACCAAGUACUAUAAACUCACUGUUUUUCCCCUGCUUUGGUUAGACACCUACUCAGUUGUAAUUACAGCAUCAACAUGAUAUUGGUAUUUUAUUUAUUUAUUAUGUUUUUAAAUUCCCUUUGCAUAUAGUUUUGAAAGACUUUUGUCGGUUGUAUUUUUUUUUUCUUAUUAUUUUGCUGUAUAUCUGUAUGAUCCUCUUGAUAUAAUGUAGGUAAAACGUUUUGGAAAAAUCUGGAAAGGCAUAAAUGUUUUCUUAUGUCAGAUUUUUCUUAGAAAAUGUAAAAAUGAAGAAAAAAAACUCAAUAUUAUAGAUGGACUGUUCUUUCCCUUCUUUUUAAAUAUCUAUUUAUUUUUAUUUAAUACACAGUUCCUUGUACAAUUAGAAUUAAUUGAUAUUUGCCUUUUACUAUUUGAAGCUGUACUUCCUGAAAGAGGCAUUGUGGUUAACAAGUUUUAGUGGGUGUGGAGAUAUAUGCAGGGAAAAACUUUGAAUUCAGAAGGUAACUUGUGUCUUGUUUAGUGCGGGUUCAAAGGAAGAUUUUUAAGCUAAAUCAUGUCUCACCUCUAACUUGCUGGGUAAUUAUUUUGUCAUUCCUGUGUUUUCCAUCUGUUUCAUCGUCGAUCAGGACUUUUGAGCAUUGUGUAUUGGAUUCUGAUGGGUGGGCGGGCUUUGGUCACCGGUGGGGGCCUGAAUGAGGAGAAAAUAUUUUCUUUUCUCAGAAAUUACUAAGAACAUAGUGAUGAUAACAUUGAAAUGUUUGUUUUAAAUAGAGAAAAUAUUUUUUUUAACUGCAGGGCUGGGGAAUGCUGCAAGGGGCAAAAUUACAAGACAUAUUUGUCCUUAUAAGUAUAUUAUGCUGAGGUAUUAAAUUAUGAUUAACUAGAAGGAGAAAAUAGAGAAUUAACACUAGUUUCCUGCUACCUUUUUCCUUUUUGCCUGGGUCAGAUUUUAUUUUUCUUAUUCUUUGCAGGAUGAAGAGAUGUUUUUGUGCACGUUUUCAAACUAUUGUAGAUCUGGGUGCAACUAAAUUGUUGAAGAAAUGAAAUGCAGAAAUAAAAAAUGUGAAAUGCUUAAAA